GAUGGCCAUUGAAUGUUGAUAUGGUAGCGGUGGUAUCGACGCCUCCAAUCUUAGGCACUACCUGGUUUGGUUAUUCGCAUUGUCCUGCUCUUCUUGUAAUCUCGAGGAUCCCAUAACAGCGCCUUGUAGUGACAGCCAUGGCCGGGGCACAACGCAUUGUCAAUUCGUAUUCACCCUUUUACAGCCCUUGUACCCCUAAACCGGUCCUCGUAGAUCAGAACCACGAUGGUCGUCUCCUAUUGUCGCGGCCUCUGCUAGGUCCACUUUUGUUUGAGAAUCAAAAUUCGGAUGCAAGGGACCACUGUGCUAACGAGCGAACCUUCCUUUCAUGGCUGCGUCUCUCAAUAUACAUGGCUAUUGUGUCAGUCGCUAUCGUCAUUUCGUUUCACUUAAAACAACAGCCAACCGCCCUGGAGAAACGAUUCGCAUUACCGCUUGGUAUCAUCUUUUGGUUUCUCGCCUUGGCUUGUCUGGGCUCUGGAUUUGCAAACUAUAUCAAGACCGUCACACGAUACAGCAGACGGCGUGCCCUUGUUCAGUCUGGUUGGAAAACACAAGCGAUAUUCACGGUCGUCGCAACCGCCAUCGUUGCUACUUGCGUUUUAUUUUUGUCUACAAAUACUCGGCAAAGCCGCUGAGAGUGAUGCCCUUGAGUUGGAUUUGAUUGAUUACUUUAUUUGUAGAUACCCGGUAAUUGCGAUCAAUAAAUGAAUAAAACAAGAGCCAAGUGAUUUCUCUG
This is a messenger RNA of Xylona heveae TC161, 739 nucleotides long. RefSeq lists its product as hypothetical. Lineage: Eukaryota; Fungi; Ascomycota; Xylonomycetes; Xylonales; Xylonaceae. The transcript is spliced from 4 exons. The coding region runs from base 138 to 638 and encodes 166 amino acids. The record is from RefSeq and is a predicted model, not a curated record.